Molecule: messenger RNA, 1094 nt
Organism: Durusdinium trenchii
Lineage: Eukaryota; Dinophyceae; Suessiales; Symbiodiniaceae
Source: the annotation of a GenBank genome assembly
GACGUGGUGCUCUUCGACCGGACCUUUGGCUUUGAGAGCGCAGUGGCCAAGGCCUCGGAGGUGAUCCGGAACGCCUGGGUGGAGGCCUCCAGCUGUGAGCGAGGUGUGGGCAUUGUGAAGCUCAUGGGACGAGACUCUGGCUUUGUUGCCAUGCAUGCAGCAACUGCAGCAGAUGUGGUGGACCUGUGCAUGAUUCCGGAGGUCAAGGUAGAGAUGAAGGAUGUCCUGGCACAUGUGGAUCGCACCUUGGCGCAAAAGGGCUACAUGGUCAUUGCCGUGGCCGAGGGAGCUGGCCAGGAGCACGUCUCCACGGGCGAAAAGGACGCCACUGGCCACACUGUUUACGGUGACAUUGGUGUCUUUCUGCGGGACACCUUGAACAAACAUUUGAAACCAUCAGGUGGGCGCACCUUCUACAUCGACCCAUCCUACAUCAUUCGUUCAGUGCCAAUCAACCCCAAUGACCAUAUCUACUGUGUACGCUUGGCCAAUGACGCUGUGCACACGGCGAUGCGGGGCUACACGGGUGUUUGCGUGGGAGCGAUGCACAACGUGAUUAGCAUGUUGCCUUGCAGGAUCCACUUCAGACUGAUGGAUAAUGAUGGACAACAAGCUCUGAAGCCUUUGCACAUCUUUGCACUAUUCUUGCUGAGAAGCCUUCCAACCUCGCUUCGAAGAAGGGUCGUUUUGCCAGGCUGAUUGCCGGUGGGAAGAAAAAGGUCCGUCCUCACAGCAGCUCCUGGCAAGGAUGUGUGCAGAUCUGUGGGAUGCCCAGAAGUUUGUCCGGACUCGAGACUUGCGCUCGCUCAGGGUAUGCCUGAAGCAGAAAUGUUUAAGUGUUAUGAGGUUGGAUGCCUCCAUCCAAAUCCUCAAACAUGCCACUCUUGUGCGAUGUGGACCCUUGCAAAAGAAGGUAACCGGCGCGCAGUUUUUCUUUCAAAGGGUUCUGCUGCGGUGCCUUAAUUGCUUCCUAAGCAAUUAGUUUGAGCAGCGAAGCGCCAUCCAGUACUGACAAGCUUUGAGUUGUCAUAGUUUUAGAGGCCUAACUCCGUCCAUUUCAGGAACCACAACAUCUCACCUCUUUCUCUCAACAC